This is a messenger RNA of Drosophila miranda, 893 nucleotides long. RefSeq names its product EF-hand domain-containing family member C2-like. The transcript has 2 exons. Gene Ontology annotation, cellular component: microtubule. Bases 367 to 792 code for a protein of 141 amino acids. The record is from RefSeq and is a predicted model, not a curated record. NCBI's taxonomy places the organism in Eukaryota, Metazoa, Arthropoda, Insecta, Diptera, Drosophilidae. Gene Ontology annotation, biological process: regulation of neuron projection development.
ACCUCAGAUGCUAAUUAAAUAAAGAAUACUUGGGCCCCCUAAGAAUCGAUGUUGUGGUGGGAUGGGAUCUACAUAUGCAUCUCCAUAGAUACAGCGCUACCAGUUGCAAAUGAUUGACUGGAUAGUGCGGCGCUGCCAUGACGAGACCCCGCCAUUGCCAUAGCAGUGUUUGUUCCAUUUAUCGAAUAGCGGUACGGUGGAGAAAUGUCGAACGAAAGCACAUUGCAAUCUCAGCUGCGUAGCAUUACCUGCCAUAGAUUUGAUUUUCUUUUCGACACAAAUGUAACCAAAAUGCUUCGGCAAAAGAUUUCGCUAGUCAAAAUUCUCUAAAUUACAAGUGUAUUUUAUCCCAAAGCGAUCAAAAUUAUGCUGCGACUGCCAGGGAUGCCACUGCUGCCGGGCGCACAGUUCUAUGAUUACGGGAAGCGUCGCCAUCCCCGACAGCAAACGCUUAUGCACUAUCAGGGCAUACAGAUGCUCUCCGAUCACCGGGAGCCGGAUCCCAAGUGCCCGCCAAUGCCCGCAGAGAUCAACACCCUGUGGGCACCGAAGGUGACUACGAAGCUGCCACCGUGGCUGACCUAUGACAAGCAGGUGCUCUGCUUCAAUGAGAACCUCACCGAGAUUUACUAUGCCCCGUACCAGGUGCGCAAGGUCAGGAUCUACUUCUAUCUGGAAGAUGGCACUAUGCAGGUCACCGUGGUGACCGGGCAUUCCGCAGGGCUGUCUGGUGCACCGUCAGCGCAUACCCAAGGCGCCAACCAGGGACCGGGAGUUCAUCUCUAUCUUUGACCUCAACGUGGACACUGAUGUGCAGAUCUUUGAUCGCGUCUAUCGAAUCAGCGGCUGUGACAUUUUCACCAGACAGUUCCUCAAUCGAGCCGGGAUUCAUG